Molecule: messenger RNA, 7177 nt
Organism: Strigops habroptila (Kakapo)
Lineage: Eukaryota; Metazoa; Chordata; Aves; Psittaciformes; Psittacidae
Gene: GRK7
Product: G protein-coupled receptor kinase 7
Exons: 4
Coding region: 2690-4345 (551 amino acids)
Biological process (GO): regulation of signal transduction; protein phosphorylation; signal transduction
Cellular component (GO): cytoplasm
Molecular function (GO): rhodopsin kinase activity; ATP binding
Source: RefSeq, a predicted model, not a curated record
CAAAGUGUCAUCUCAAAUAGGUGUCAACAAAGAUGAGGAAAGCAAAUGUUGAAAUCAAAGCAGCUGAUAGUUGUGUAUUUUUAAGUAUCUUUUUGAGCAGUAACUAGAGGUUCACCUAGAAUAUAAGAUAAUAAACUUGAAGUCCUGCAUAUUUUCUCUGAGAUUAGCUUAAAUCCCAGUCUUUCGACGAGCUCUGCACCAGAGAAAUUUUCUUCCGUUCCAAGGCAUACUCUGCCAUUCCAUUAGUGUAGUUCUUACUAAGUACCAUUUUUAGUCCUGAAUUUGUUUGCCUCUUGUACAUGCAAAACAGAUCAGUUUUGCCUCUCACCUGAGCAUACUGUUCUAUGAGUAGGUAACAUGAAUUUAAAUAGCCAUUAUCGAUUGAUAGAUUAAUGCUGAUCUGCUUUUCUCCAUUGUUUAAUAAAUGAUGGGCAGAUUUGGAUAAAUCAGCAUAUCUUGCUAGAGUCUUCUCUCAAAAGUGACUGGAGUAAUGAAUAUGCAUGCAAAGAUCAUAUUGUUUCACUUUGCCUUUUAUGACGUUAGGUUCUUUUAGAGAAAGUUUAUGUUCCAUACAAAUUGGGAAAGAUUCUCAUUAACAGAGCGGAAUGAUUUUUGGAGCUGUGAAUGUGUCUUUCUUACACAGAUACCAUAAACAUCAGGUGUUUUCUUGAUUUGCUUAGACAUGAAUAUAUCAGUAGCUGGUGUAAGCUUGAGUUCACCCUCAGGUCCCCAACUACCAGCCAUUUGUACUGCUUCUGUUUGAGCUGUGAUGGCAUUCUUGUUAAAUGCAAAACAGGCCUUGCUGAAUUUUUAUUACCUCCUUUCCUGCUUUUCUGUACCCAGGAUGUUACAGGAAUAUGUUGCUUUAGGCACCUUUUUCAGGAAAACCACCAGAAGAAUUCCACAGUUCUUCCUUUGAUUUUUUUCCAGUUUUGCUUUCUCUGCUGGUGCUGGCUGCGUUAUUUAGCCCUUUAUGUGAUCCCCUGCCCCAUGCUUGCAUUCACCUGGUAGAGUUAGCGACUGCUGUACCAGCAAGACUUUGAAGUACUCUGCUUUAGAGUACACUGUGUUCUUGUGCACACAUAGCAGUUUGUGAUGGAUGGCCCUCUCAGUCACAGCUAGAAAAGCACACUGCUAAUGUAAUUUUGUAGAGAAUAAGCAUGAGUUUUGUCAGAUGGCUUCAAUGCAGACAGGAUUAAGCAUGGAAAAACAAAAUACUACGUAGUAAUAGAGUGACAAAAACCAGCAAAGAAGGGCUUAGCGCUUACUGUCAGGAGUCUUAGAAGUGCCUGUUGUUACUCCUAAUGUUAGCAUUUGUGAUUCAGCUCUUCAACUUACUCUAAGAGUGAAAAAAAGAGAAAAGGGAACUUGACCUUGACCUCAGGAGUGUAGCUUGACCCCAUUGCUACUGGAGAAUCAUGGAACUGCUUUUCCUGAUGCUGUAAUGCCUUCCUUGUAUCUAAAGAAAGUUUUAGCAGCCAAAUUGCAUGACACAUGGCAGAAGGGGGCUUACCCUACUAAGUGCAACACAUAAUUUUUCUUUUGGGGAAAAAAAUGGGGCACAAGCUUCCUGGUAGUCAGGUGGAAUUUGCCUUCACUUGGUUAUAAUCGGCUUUGUUCUUUUGUUGAUGCUACCUCGGCCAUACACUGUUGCUACCUGCCACUUCUUGUCAUAAAGCUCGUCAGGGAAAAUAAACUGAGGCCACAAUAACAUCUGGCAGUGUCUUGGCAAGAUCUGGCUGGUCUUUUGAAGUAUUCUCUUUUCUGUGGGUAGGAGAUGAAGUCAGAACUAUGUUUUGGUUUGUAUAUAGGGAUCAUUAUUUUUAGACCAGCAGCAGGUCUUAGCCUCUGCAUGUAAUCCGCUCAGACAGAGCCACAUGAGGCAUCAAGGUUUGCACAAGGUGUCUGUGGAGCUCAGAGUCAUUGAUGUUGAGUAUAGCUUGAGUUGUGGAAGCAUGGGUGCUCAAAGCACUGAAUUGUGUGAUAAUUUAAAGUUCAGUGUCUCAUGUUCAGUGCCUCAUGAUGUCCCUGCCUAUGGAAGGGGGUUGGAACUAGAUGAUCUUUAAGGCCCCUUCCAACCCAAACCAUUCUAUGAUUCUGUCUUUGUCUACGUCAACUUCUGUUUCAGACAUGGCAGUUAUGUGAUAAAAGCUUUUUAUGAAAUCAGUUCCAAACUUAAAUAAUUCUUAGUACAUUGGUGUUCUGUGUAUCAAGCAAAGUUGGUACAACUGGAGCCAGUGUGCCACUGACUUUGGAGUGUGCACAUAUUGCAGACAGGAAUCUGCAUGUUCUCAGCAGCCAGGGACAUUGCAUAUUGAGGGUAUUUUGGUACAUAGAAAGGUUAUCAGGGCCCAUUCUAAAAAGCACCAGCUGAACUGCAUGCAUUUGGUGCUGCCAGUGAGAAGGUUUGCCUAGGAUGUCAUCCCUCAGCUAUACAUAGCAAACUCAAAGCUCCUUACAGAGAAACCUCUUACCCAGUCACUUUCCACAAAUGGUGCAUGCACCUAAAAGUACUUAAUGAAAAUCCUUCAGAGGUAUUUAAUGCAAAAGCAGUUAGUCUCUCUGGUGUUUUUCAGAAGCCCGCGCACACCACCAGCAAGGAGGAAGUGCAGGGCAGCUACAGCACAGCACUUGGGCUAGUUACUCAUUUUGUUUCAACCAGGCUCUGCCACCCCAAGAGCUUCUCAAGAUGUGUGACAUGGGGGGGCUUGACAACCUGAUUGCCAACACAGCCUAUCUGCAGGCAAGGAAGAGUGGAGAUGGAGACACAAAGGAGAUGCAAAAGAGACGUAGGAGCCUUUCGCUGCCCAAGGUUGAUCAGUGCAGAGAGGUUAGACAGUCCAUUGUUGCUGAUUAUGACAACAUCUGUGAGCAGCAGCCCAUUGGCAAGAGAUUCUUCAGAGACUUCUUAGAGACAGUGCCAGAAUAUUUGGUAGCUAGGGACUUCCUGGAUGAGGUGUCAAACUGGGAGUUGGCAGAGGACAAUGUCAAGAGCAGUACCAUGGAGAAUAUGAUCACCAAUUUUCUUAAGACAGGCUCCAAAAACUAUCUGGCUUUCAUGAGCUCUGACUUGGCCAACAAAUGCCAGGCAGCUACUGCAAAUGACUAUGAGAAUGUUGUGCAGCUGGCCAAGGAGGAAACCAAACUCUUCCUUAAAGGCAACCCAUUCCAGGACUUCCAGACCAGCCCCUUGUAUGACAAAUUCCUCCAAUGGAAAGUUUUUGAGAAGCAGCCGGUAACUGAAAAAUACUUCUAUGAGUUCCGAGUGCUGGGCAAAGGUGGCUUUGGAGAGGUUUGUGCCAUCCAGGUGAAAAAUACUGGCAAGAUGUAUGCCUGCAAGAAACUGGAUAAGAAAAGGUUGAAAAAGAAAGGGGGAGAGAAGAUGGCGUUACUGGAGAAAGAGAUCCUGGAGAAGGUCAACAGCCCUUUCAUAGUCACACUAGCUUAUGCCUUUGAGAGCAAAAGCCAUCUGUGUCUUGUCAUGAGCCUCAUGAAUGGAGGGGAUUUGAAGUACCACAUCUACAAUGUGGGAGAAAGGGGUUUGGAAAUGAAGAGGGUCAUCUAUUACUCAGCUCAGAUCACCUGCGGGAUUCUGCAUCUCCAUUCCAUCAAGAUUGUGUACCGGGACAUGAAACCAGAAAACGUCCUCCUGGAUGAUAACGGUAAUUGCAGACUGUCUGAUCUUGGGUUGGCAGUGCAAGUCAAAGAGGGAAAAAGCAUCACUCAAAGGGCUGGGACAAAUGGUUAUAUGGCUCCAGAAAUCCUGAAGGAAGAAGAUUACAGCUAUCCUGUGGACUGGUUUGCUAUGGGGUGUAGUAUUUACGAGAUGGUCGCUGGGCGAACACCAUUCAAGGAUUUCAAAGAAAAGGUCGAUAAGGAUGAGGUUAAAAGAAGAACUCUGGAAGAUGAGGUGAAAUUUGAACAUGCCAACUUUACAGAGGAAACAAAAGAUAUUUGCCGGCUGUUUUUGGCUAAGAAAAAAGAGAGUCGUUUAGGAAGCAGAAAUGAAGAUGAUGACCCAAGAAAACAUAGUUUCUUCAAAACAAUAAAUUUCCACAGGCUAGAGGCAAACCUUAUUGACCCUCCAUUUGUGCCAGAUCCAUCAGUUGUCUAUGCCAAAGAUGUUACAGACAUUGCUGACUUCUCUGAAAUACGAGGAGUUGAGUUUGAUGACAAAGAUAAGAAGUUCUUCAAAAAGUUUGCGACAGGUGCUGUGCCUGUAGCCUGGCAGGAAGAAAUUAUUGAAACGGGACUGUUUGAAGAACUGAAUGAUCCUAACAGAGUAGAUUCCGGGGGUUACGCAAAUGGAGGCGAAGCUAAGUCAGGAGUUUGUUUGUUGUUGUAAAUAUCACAUUGUUAACAGAAAAGAGUAGCACCCACGUCAGAACUUUCCAUGUUCUGACACUGUUUCAGAAACUCAGUGCAUCUGUUUAAGAACCACCAAUCAGUGUAAUAUGACAUUGACAGGCUUUGUAGGACCACCAGCUGUAUAGACUAUAUUACUUUCCUUUGCUCUAACAAAGGAGAUUAUAUUUUUUGUUUUAUUGGAGAAUUACCAAGUUGAAGAACCAUAUUUCUCUAAGAAACUUAGAAUAGUAGAAAUUCAGAAAUACAAAAAGCAAUCAUAAAGUGAAGAGGCAACACCUUUUGAAAACGACUGACUACCAUUUUGAAUACAAUGAUUUGUUGGUUUUCUUUCUAUCUUCUUUUAUUUCUACUAACGUUUCCUCUUUUCUUCUACAGUUUUCAGGAAAGAUUUUUAAUUUUUGAGUAAUAUUCUCAGUUAGACAAUGGAGCUCAUAUACCAUGUCAAAUGUGGAAUCUUACUGGUUAGCCAGACUGUCUGUUGUUUUCUUAAUUUCUGUUAGUUUUUGGAUUAUUUGAUUGUAAUAUGUUCAAAUUGUCAUAAAAUGUAAAAGAAGGCUCUACAUAUCACUAGGAAAUAAGACCGACAGGAUCAAACUAUUCAAAGUUGAUUUUAACAGACUGAAGAUAAGAUUGCACCCAUUUAAUGGAAUAAAGCAUUUAUUUAUUAUUAUUAAGUGUAUUCUUUUAAGUUGUAAUACCAUAUACAAAAAAAAGUGUUUAUAAGUAAAUACACAUUAUUUUUGACAAUCAAUUUUAAACUUUUAUUAGGUUUCCUGAUAAUUUUUCCAUAUUUUCAUGAUAAAUCAAGCUAUAAACAGACGAAAGUUAUUUUAACUGUUUUUUUUCAAGACAUUUAUUUCAGUGCAAUAUAAAUUUUAAUUCAGUAGUUGCAAAAUGCAUUAUACUGUUAAGUGCUGUAGUGGUGGAAAGAUUAUGUAUGCAAGUUGACACUAUCUUUAAAUGUUUAUUGAUUCUUAUUAAAAUGUUGAUGUAUUUUAUUUUCCAAUUUUACGACAACCUAAAUUGAAUUAAUUGGAAACAUUUUUGGAAAUACUUGCUACUGCUGAAGUGUAUUACUCAUAAGAUGCAUCCUGCUGAUUUUCUAUGGUAAGAAAAUAGGUGGUGGUAGUUUGCAACAACUUUUAAAACUGAUUCUGCAUGUUGUUUACUGUCGUCUACGUAGCCAUCAUUUCCAUUGAUUAAAGUGUAAGUUGAAACUGCUCCAAAGGAACACACAUCCCCCCUUAUUACAGCUAGGUGAGACCAGUUAGUACUGCUGGCAUCAAACUUAUGUCCCAAAUUGGUACACCUCAAAUCCAUAGAAAUGCCAUUUUACAGUCCUCCAGAGCCAUAAAGCAGUACUGUGAAAUAGCUGUACGUUUCCCAGUGCAUAACUAAUUUUCAGUGUAUACGUGUUCCCAUAUGGAAAAAGGUUACGCAUAGACAGAAACAGAAUUUACCAUCAUGUCAGAAUCAGAUACCCUGUAUGAUACUAGGUGUUGAAAGUCUGGAUUUUUCCAAAUGUAUUGCAAUACUGAGAUCUGUGAUUUCAGGACGUCAUAUGCACAGAACAUUAGGUUAUUUAGUUUUAGAACUACAAAUCCUGCUGGGAUUUAUUGACACUGUAUAUCAAUGAGAUACUGUAAGGUUAAGUGUUCCAUGAAUCAUUCAAAGAAGCACAUCAGAAGUUUGAUAAUGCACAGUUUGGAACAGUGUAUGACAGAGAAGAAUGUGUUAGUUCAAAAUUAUUCAUUUUAAUUUUCUGAAAUUCUCAAUUUCAGAACGUGGACAACUGCUGUUUGCACUGUGAAGAGAGAGAGCAGAGCAAAGAUUAUGUCUGUAUUUCUGGUAGCAUUUUGAGUGUGUCUUUUAAACAUUCUUUUCAACUUUUAAGGAAUCUGUUGAAUGCUUGGUUCAUUUGUUCUUCCUGUCUCUGUAAAGUUCCUUGUUAAACUUUCAGGAAGUUAUUUUAACAUCCUACUUCACCUUAACAAAACAAAGCCAGCGAUCCUAAAAGAUGUGUGCAUUUGCUGAAUUGUCCUAUUGCAGCCAAUGAUGCUACUCAAUGUGAGUAAAUUUAAACAUAUAUGCAAGUGUUCAAGAUCAGAGCCCAAGUGAAAAGUAUUGACCAAGUCAUUAGAUGUUUAUGAUAGAAAAUGAGGGAUGAAGUUGUGGGAGGAAAAUAACCUUGUGGUUGUGGCAUACUUAAGUUCUUGUGGCAAAAGAAAAAUGUGUAAUUUGAAACUGUUUUUUUUUUCUUCUAGCUUUCUAUUUCUCCUUUGCCAGCAUUGUGGUGUCUCACUUGCCUGCCUCUUUCUCAGGCAGAUAAAAUGCAUUUAAGUGUUACUGUAAUCUAAAAAACUAAAUUGUGAACUCUAUUGCAUUAAAUGUCAUCUGUGAAAGGUUACCGAGUGCCCUGGCCAUUCUGCAGUGAUUGUACUAACAGUGCUGUCUUUCCUGCCCUGUUUUACUUAGUACUGCUGUUAGAACUACUUGAUAAUUUUAACUGUACAAGGCUGAAAUUUGACAUUCAUAAUGGCUUGAAAUCUAUUCUUAUAAGAACAUCAUUUAAAGUACCCUGGACAACACCGGAGAAAGGCUGCUGGCACUGAGAGGGUAUGAAAGGAGAAGCUUUCCAGUGUAUCUCAAGUCCAAAUUUGCUUUGAUACCAUCCCUGUUACCCUUACCAAUACCCCUCCAAUUCUAAUGAGCACAAAGAGACAAAAUGAGGUUUAGUAUUAACCUGAUGAAAUCCUUGUUCACAGAGACAGUUGAUCAGUGGCAAUAAAGCUCUAGCUGUGUAUCUUCA